This is a messenger RNA of Microplitis mediator, 2838 nucleotides long. RefSeq names its product BTB/POZ domain-containing protein 6-B-like. Gene Ontology annotation, molecular function: protein binding. Gene Ontology annotation, biological process: neurogenesis. Bases 384 to 2012 code for a protein of 542 amino acids. Gene Ontology annotation, cellular component: cytosol; P-body. NCBI's taxonomy places the organism in Eukaryota, Metazoa, Arthropoda, Insecta, Hymenoptera, Braconidae. The transcript has 5 exons. The record is from RefSeq and is a predicted model, not a curated record.
AUAUAAGAGCAUAUAAGAGCAAUAAUACAAGAUGGCGCAGAUAGGAGUUGUUCGAAGUUUUGUACGCGGGUCGUUAAAAGAAAAAUUAGUGCUUAAUUAUUUUAUUUAAUGAACAAAUACAAAUAUUAAUUUUAUCAUUAUUUUAAUUAACAAUAGUAAUAACAAAUACUCAUUGUUUUUAUUUAAUAGUAAUAAAAGUGAAGAUUUUUAAUUAAGUAUGUGUGAAUAAAUAAGUAAUAGUGAUGUUAUGAAAAUAACAAAAAAAAACUGAAUUAUAAUUUGUCGUAAUAUUUUAUCUAAACCUACGCAUUUUAAGAUAAAAGCAAACAUCAUCCUACACAAUUAUUUCUUAGCUAUACGUGUCAUCUAUAUAUAAUAGGAAAAUGGGCCUACCGUGUGAUUGGCAAAUAUCAAAACAAAAAAUUUCUCAAAGAGGACGUUAUUUAUUGGAGUCUGGACAAUGGUCAGACUGUAAAUUUAUUGUGGGUCAAGAACCGCAACAACAAAUCCUUGAGGGCCAUAAAUUAUUUUUAGCGAUGUCUAGUCCUGUAUUUGAAGCUAUGUUUUACGGUAGUAUGGCAGAAAAAUCAGAUCCAAUUCCUAUUCGUGAUGUACAGCCAGAAGCAUUUAAAACACUAUUAGAAUAUAUUUAUACGGAUAAAGUUGACUUAGGAUCAUUUGAAUUAGCUUGUGAACUUUGUUAUUGUGCCAAAAAAUACAUGUUACCGUAUUUAGUCGAAGAAUGCACAAAAUAUUUAUGGUCUGAUUUAUCACCAAAUAAAGCAUGUAGGGCUUAUGAAUUUGCUAAAUUAUUUGAAGAACCAGUAUUAAUGGAUAAAUGCUUACAAAUAAUUUGUACAAAAACGAAUGAAAUUUUAAACGAACCAAGUUGGGAUGAAGUUGAACUUAGUACAAUUAUUACGAUAUUUGAACAGGACGAACUACAAAUUGAUUCGGAAAUUGAAUUAUUUGUUGCUAUUGAACGAUGGGCUAAAGCUGAAUGUAAUCGUAAAUCAUUAAAUCCAUCUGAUGCUAAAUCUUCAAGAUCAGUUAUUGGUAACGUAUUAUCUAAAAUACGAUUUUUAACUCUUACUCCACAACAAUUUGCUGAAGUUCCUGGAAGAUCAAAUCUUUUAUCUCGUGAUGAAGCAUUUGCAAUACUUAUGAAUGUAUCAUCCAGCGGAAGUAAUAUUCCUAUGCCUGAAGGAUUUUCUACUAAUCCAUUACAUCGAAUUAAGCCUCGAAGGCCAUCAGGACUUCAUAGUGGACGAAGUCAGAAAUACAAUGGAGUAAUAGGUCGACACGUUAGUCCAUCAAAUUCAUCAAACCACUGGCAAAUUUAUCCGUCUACAUCAUUUAGUCAUUCAACUUUAAUUGCUAAUCCAGAUACUGAUCGUACUGACAAUGACAGUUCGUGGUUAUCGUAUCCUACAAAUGUUGAAUUUAAUGGAAGAAAAGAACUUGGUAGUUCAACUUCUAACGAUAAUCUUCCUACAGUACUGGUUGAAGGUGGAAUCCGAGAUGGUCCUAAAUAUUAUUGCCUACGAUCAAUGGGACAACAAGCAGAAUAUUUAAAUCCUGGAGUAAUGGAUUGCUCUGUAACAUUUAGUGUUGAUAAAAAUAUUUGUGUUAUUGGUGUCCAAGUUCCUACGCAAGUUGCUUGUGAAGUAAAUGCUAAUCAAAUGAUGCGUUCUGCUGAUGGAACUUAUACGGAAAUUUUAUAUGCUCAUCUACUUGAUUCUGAUGGUUCUCGAUUAACUUAUACACAUUUUACAACAAAAGCUACUACUGGUACACUGGUAGAAAUUGGUUUUAACAGACCUGUUUAUAUUCAAAAAAAUAAGAUUUAUCGUGUUGGAGUUGUCUUUAAUAAGCCUGGAUGGUACCCAAUAGGAGAUUGUGUUCAAAGAAUGACAUGUGAUACUGUAUUUUUUUCGUUUGGCGUCGGCAACAGUACAGAUAGCGUCAGAGAUGGUUUAAUUCGAUCAAUUGUUUUUACUUAUCAUCAAUAAAUUUUAAGAAAAAUAGAAAGUUAAGUAUUUUUUUAAAUUGUGAUAUAAUAAAAAUAUGCCUUUUUCUUACUCUUCAAUGAUAAUUUACAAUCAGAUCUUUUAGGCCGCUAUUAUUUAAUAUAAAUACUCUAUGAAUUGAAAAAUUAAUUUUACAAAUGACUAAAAAAAAUUGCAAAUUGUAAUGUACAAAUGAUUUAGUCCUAUUUAUUUUCAGUAUACGUCUGUAAUACGUCAAAUAUGGGUAUCGCCGGAUAAGCAUGCCGAAUCGGCCUCCACGGAAUUUUCUAUCGACACUUCGAAAAUCGAUUUGGUACCAAAUAAAAAAAAUUUAGUCAGAAUGUCAGCUCUUAAUCUCAAAUAGUUUUCGUGAUAUUAAAAAAAAAACCUAUUUUUCGAUUUUUAUUUUUGUUUUAAUAGUAAAAUUGGAAAUUAGUUAGAAAAGAGACAAUAAAAUCAAAUCUUCGUUCAUUUUUUUCAUAGAAAAUUCUGAAAUAAAUGUAAACAAUAGUUUUAGUAAAAUUCGAUCAGCUAAAGAGUCAGUAUUAGCUUAAAUAAGUCGAUCCCUGAAGUGCCGAUAGAAUACUCUGUGGGGAUUCAUUCGGCAUGCUUAUCCGGCUAUGCCCUUUAUUUAGUCGAAAAAAUUGGGAAAUUUGAAAAUAUUUUAUUGCUUUAUUUUUUAUUUUAAUAUUUAGUUAUAAUAAAAUGAGUCAAAAAAUUGUCAAUUACAAUUUCUAGUGACAUCUAAAAACUGAAACUAAAUUAUGUUUUUAAGUGAAAAAUAAACAUCUUGAUUUAUCAGAGAAUAUUCAUAUUUUUUUUUAAUAAA